Molecule: messenger RNA, 2088 nt
Organism: Tripterygium wilfordii
Lineage: Eukaryota; Viridiplantae; Streptophyta; Magnoliopsida; Celastrales; Celastraceae
Exons: 1
Coding region: 1-2088 (695 amino acids)
Source: RefSeq, a predicted model, not a curated record
AUGGCUGAUACCAACGAGGCCACCAACAAGCAAUUGUUGGAGCUCAUGCAACCUAUGAGAGAAGAUAUCUCGAGAAACAAGGAGCAGACGGAUGCGCGGUUGGAGUCAAUAGUGAGCAGACCACCUUUUCCUCGCCUUGAACAAACACCACCCAGAGAUUCUUUACCUUACCCUUUAAAUACUCAGUUCAUCCCCGGGACCACCCCCGGGGGAUACGAUGCUUCUACCUCAAGAAGUAAAGAUCCUGCUACAGAAAAAAUUCAGCAAAAUGCCAAUAGGGAUGCUCCUGUAGAUUUGACCAACUCUCCGAGAAGCAGACCUCCACAGGCACCGCGUUUUCCUGCUGCUCCUUUCCCUGGACCCACGAUAGCUUCUGUUGCUCAGGCAGUUAUGGCCAAGCAGAUUAUCGAGUUGAGAGGAGAUAUCGAUAAAUUGACUAAAGCACCUCCUACUUUGGCCAAAAUUAAUGCUAACUGCUAUAUGGGAUCGCCGUUUGUUGACAAUAUAUAUCAAAUGGAUUUGCCGCACAAGUUUAGUGUGCCAAGUAUGAAGUUAUACAAUGGGACUGACGACCCAGAAGACCACGUGGCCCACUACAAACUAAAGAUGGGCGCGAUCGCCAUACCAUACGGGAUACAUGAGACCUGUAUGUGCAAGGGAUUCGGGUCAACUCUUACUGGUCCCGCUCUGCGUUGGUACAUAAAUUUACCCAAUGGCAGUAUCGCUUUUUUCGAGAAGCUAAUCGAGACGUUCAUGGUACAGUUCUCGAGCAAUCGAAAGAUUCAUAAGUGCUCCGAUGACUUAUAUCGACUGCCACAGCGUGUGGGGGAAUCCCUUCAUGAUUUCCUCUCUCGGUUUAAUAAGGAGAAGGUGUCUAUACCUUAUUGUGAUCCAGGGACUGCCAUUCAAGCACUUCGAAGUUGUUUACUCCCAGAUGGGGAGUUUUAUGAAGAACUUACAAAGUGCGACGUGAGGAGUUAUGAAGAAGCUCUAAUCAAAGCCACCGUGUUUAUUCGGUGGGAGGAGGACGCGAGGAGAAAACCAUCUAAUCCUCCUAAGGAAGAAAAGCAUGAAGAUAAACGUCCUAGGAAGGAGCCAUCCACCGUUGGCGAACCUAGCGGUAAUUGGCGCUCCCGCAAGACCGGAGCAUCAGAUUAUGCCAAAAACUAUCCAGAGUAUCCUCUUAGGAUACACCAAGUCGAAGCUGUUCAGGUCUUGAAGAAGAUGGGCAGUGAGGUGAAGUGGUCGCCCAAGAAAGAGAUUGAAGGGUGGAAAGACCCCAAAAAGUGGUGUGAUUUUCAUCAAGAUAUCGGCCACACCACUCGCUAUUGCAAAGGCCUUAGGUAUGAAGUGGAUUACCUGCUGAAAAAAGGUAAUCUCAGGGAGAUACUCUCUGAGCGCGGUAGGGCUAUCUGGGAAAAGAGGAAAGUUGAUGACCCAGAAGCAUUACCACCGCCACCACCAGUUACUCAAACCUAUUGUGCGAUCUCCGGGGGAUCAGAGAUAAGUGGACUGUCCCACACCUCUGCCAAAAAACACGAGAAGGAAGCAGCUAAUCCAGCUGCUAAAAUGGCACGGACUGUAGGAACUUUCACCAACCAAGUGAUGGUCUUUGCUGAUGAUGAAGCUUCUCAACUUCUACAUCCGCACCAUGAUGCCUUAGUGCUGACACUUCAGGUUGCAAAUAUUAAGCUGAAGCAAGUUUUGAUUGACAACAGAAGCUCGGCCAACAUACUAUUCUUGGAUGCUUACAAAGGAAUGGGGCUGGAUGAGAUUUUGAUAUUACGGAAGUCGACAACACUCAUUGGGUUCAAUGGUGAGGUGAGCCAUUCCCUAGGAGAAGUCAUGCUACCAAUUUAUGCCCCAGGAUUGAACAAGCAGACUCGGUUUUCCAUUGUCGAUUCGCCUUCUGCUUAUAACGCCAUCCUCGGACGCCCUUGGUUGCACGCCAUAAGGGCCGUACCCUCAACUUAUCACCAAGUCUUACGCUACCCUACCAAUGGUGGUGUUAAAGAAAUCUUGGGUGAUCAACACUCUUCUAGGAGUUGUUAUAAAACCACUAUGAGGAGCAAAAAUGAGUCUUCAUAG